GUGAUGGCGUAUUCGAGCGAUAAAUACAGCGUUAUUCUCCCAACGUACAACGAAAGGAAGAAUUUACCCGUUAUUGUUUGGUUAUUAGCAAAAACAUUCAUACAAGCCCAUCUCGACUGGGAGGUAGUUAUUGUAGACGAUAAUAGCCCAGACGGUACACAGGAAAUAGCCAAACAACUGCAAGCCGUUUACGGAAAUGAUAGAAUCUUACUCAAACCACGAGCAGGGAAACUAGGAUUAGGAACUGCUUAUAUCCACGGUCUACGCUUCUGCACCGGCAACUUCGUCGUCAUUAUGGACGCUGACUUCUCACAUCAUCCUAAAUUUAUACCAGAAUUUAUCAAACGUCAACGCGAGAACGAUUAUGAUAUUGUAACAGGUACGCGCUAUUCUACCACUCAAUCAGGCGGCGGUGUAUAUGGCUGGGACCUUACGCGAAAACUUAUAUCCCGAGGAGCUAACUUCCUCGCGCUCACCGUCUUGCAGCCGGGUGUAUCAGAUGUCACAGGUUCAUUCAGACUUUACAAGAAGGAAGUUCUCCAGGAACUCAUAAACGCUUGCCAAUCGAAAGGUUAUGUCUUCCAAAUGGAAAUGAUAGUCAGAGCGAAAGCUUCAAAACUCAAAGUGGGUGAAGUACCAAUCACAUUCGUAGACAGACUCUAUGGUGACUCCAAACUCGGUGGAUCAGAGAUAAUAUCUUAUGCUAAGGGUAUUUGGUCAUUGUUCAGUUCUAUCUAAGGUCUUCGUUGAUAGCGGUGUGUAAUUGUUUUGAAAUAACAGCAGCCCUCUCGGUUGCGUGACCGAGACAAUCCAAUACCGUCUGUGGUGCGAAAGUCGUUCCGCCAUUCUUCGUAAUUGUGAGAACCUCCUUUUGUGGUGUAGUAGUAAUAGUGAACGUCGCGCUACUGAGCUGUGACUCGAGUGCAGUUGGGUCAAGUACUGCAUUAUCAAAAUCGUCGAAGAAGACGUAACUGAAACUGAUUGGAGUGUGGUUGAUGGCCAAUGGGACAGGAACGCGCUCGUCUUCUGAGUGAUACGUCACUUCAUUACCUAUUACCGUUGCAUCAGGCCUUCUGAAAUGCAAUAAAGCCGCUGCAGCUGCGAUAACACCUGCAUCGAUCAAAUUACCAUCAUCUGAUAUGUAAUGUAGCGUCAAAUUCAAUGACCAAACUUUCUCUCCUCCGAUUAUACACAAUGCUUCUCUGUCGACCAUCCCGGACCUUCUUAUUGCCUUGUCUAGCUGCCUAUUCAGCGUAGCUUCUUCUUCGGCUGUGUUACCUCUCAUCCCUGGUUCAUAGAAUGGUGUAGUCAUUGCUGAUAAUUCGCUCGAUAUGUUAAGUUGGCCUUCAUAUGGUCUUUCUGGUGUUGGCUGGGUGACGGUGCAGCUGACUGAUGACAUUACAGAACACUCUCCAAGUUUGAUAGUAACAGAACCCAGUGGCUUGCCAAACUGAAUUUCAAUAGGACGACCUUCAAGGAGAGAUCUACCGUCUAAUCUUUUAUUCUCUUUUAAAGCAUUAACUAUAAAUUCCUUAUUAUUCAAGUUUACAUCCAAUUUAC
Molecule: messenger RNA, 1560 nt
Organism: Wallemia mellicola CBS 633.66
Lineage: Eukaryota; Fungi; Basidiomycota; Wallemiomycetes; Wallemiales; Wallemiaceae
Exons: 9
Coding region: 4-738 (244 amino acids)
Biological process (GO): GPI anchor biosynthetic process; protein O-linked glycosylation via mannose
Cellular component (GO): endoplasmic reticulum membrane
Molecular function (GO): dolichyl-phosphate beta-D-mannosyltransferase activity
Source: RefSeq, a predicted model, not a curated record